CAGAGUUAGAUACACAGAAAGAGGAAAUGGAACACUUCAGCAAGGACUUCAGCAUAGGCGCAUGCGAUGGCCAGAAGGUUGUAGAUGGAGAGACCAUGCCACUGGUGCUGCAACCUCCAGAGCCAACCAGGAAUGAUGUAGAGUCGCUUGUGUCGACUCUCAAGAAGAAGAAGGACUGGUUUGAACAGAUGCUUAUCAAGAACAGCGCAAUCCUGCUUAGAGGUUUCAAUGUACAGAAUGCAGUGGAGUUCAAUGAUAUUGUUGAAGCUCUCGGGUGGGAUGAUAUUCGUUACGUUGGGCCUGCUCCUCGUACACAUAUACACAAGCGUGUCUGGACUGCCAAUGAAGGGCCUUUAUCUGAGUUCAUAUACUAUCAUCAUGAGAUGGUGCUGAUUAAGGAGUACCCCAAACAAGUCAUCCUAUUCUGUGAGACACCACCACCAGAAGGAGGACAAACACCGUUUGUUCCAAGCUUCCGAGUAACAGAAAGGAUGCUCGAGGAGUUCCCAGAAGCUGUAGAAGAAAUGGAGACAAAUGGCUUGAAGUACACCUUCACAGCUCCUAGCAAAAACAGCACAGGUUCAAUGAGAGGUAGGGGCUGGGAGGAUGCUUUUGCCUCAUCAGAUCGUGCCAUAGCUGAGCAAAGGGCUAAUGCUCUAGGCAUGGAUGUCGAGUGGCUAGCAGAUGGUUCGAUGAAGACGAUACUCGGUCCAAGAUCACUGACAAAGGUGUUUGAAGGAAGAAAAGGAAGGCGAAUGUGGUUCAACACGGUUGUGGGGAUGCAUGGAAAGGAACACAGUUCUGCUUCAAUGGCCGACGGUACAGAGAUUCCAGACAAUGUGGUGAAUAGAUGCCAAGAGAUAAUUGAAGAAGAAAGUAUCCAAUUCAAGUGGGAGAAGGGUGAUGUGCUAUUCUUUGAUAACUAUGCUUUGCUCCAUGGAAGGAGGCCUUCUGCUGCUCCUAGGAGAGUCUUGGUUGCUACCUGCAAGUAGUGAUCUCUUGCGCUCUUAACGGUUGCCUACUGACUUGAUGAUCAUCAAGUUCUAUACUAUUUCAUCAUUUAUGUGAACCUGUUUGUGAUACUUGGUAGUCUCACUUAAAGAAGACAAUAAUGGACUAGUCUCAAAUAUACCUGCUUGAUGUUUUUGUUUAGCUAUCCAUAUGUUGGAUCAAGAGUGUAUUUUUAGUCUUUGUUACAUUUUCCAUCUCUUGUACUGGUCAAGAAAUAAGUGAAUCAAAUGCCAUCGUUUUCUGC
Molecule: messenger RNA, 1255 nt
Organism: Argentina anserina (silverweed cinquefoil)
Lineage: Eukaryota; Viridiplantae; Streptophyta; Magnoliopsida; Rosales; Rosaceae
Product: clavaminate synthase-like protein At3g21360
Exons: 3
Coding region: 27-992 (321 amino acids)
Molecular function (GO): oxidoreductase activity
Source: RefSeq, a predicted model, not a curated record